AACGCUUCAAAGUUUACCUCAUCCCCACCCCGAACCUGGAUAUUUAUGGCGAGUGUAUGAUGCAAAUCACACAUGAGAACACCUACCUUUGGGAUAUUCACAACAUGCGCAACAAACUGAUCACUUGGCCCCUGUGCUCGCAGCGGAGUUACGGGCGAGACAGCACUCGCUUCACCUUUGAGUCUGGACGUUUAUGUGACACAGGUGAAGGAUUGUUCACAUUCCAGACCCGAGAGGGAGAAGAGAUUUACCAGCGUGUGCAUGCAGCAACUCUCUGUAUCGCAGAGCAACACAGACAUAACAUCCUGGACAUGGAGAAGAACAUGAGA
Molecule: messenger RNA, 329 nt
Organism: Carcharodon carcharias (great white shark)
Lineage: Eukaryota; Metazoa; Chordata; Chondrichthyes; Lamniformes; Lamnidae
Product: docking protein 4-like
Biological process (GO): positive regulation of MAPK cascade; cell surface receptor protein tyrosine kinase signaling pathway
Cellular component (GO): cytoplasm
Source: RefSeq, a predicted model, not a curated record